CAGCUCAAGGUGUUUCCCUUUGCCUGGAAACCGGAAGGUGUGGCUGAGGCAGGGCAUGGAGGAGAGCAGCUCAACUAAAAAGUGGUGGAGAGGAGCCCCGCUCUUGGAUCUCUCUGGUUCCCCCAAAUGCUGGGGACCAGCUCCCCCAGGCUAAAGGAGACAAGUGAGUAGGGAGCCACCUGGGAAGAGCAUUUCAGGACUGGGGGCUUGAAAAAGGCUUGGGUCCUUCUUGCCUGCUGGGAGCCUGGGGUUUGGGUCCAGCCCUAGGACAAGAGGUGAGGUGGGAGCUGAACUCCUUAGGAAGAGUUCCCCGAACUCCAGCACACGUGCAGGGCCCCCUGCUGUGAACCAGAGCCCCGGGUAACCAGGCCCCCAGAUCGGUGGGGGAGAUGAGAAUAAAGUGCACCCCCACCCCCACCCCAGGUCUGGACCAGGACGAGGGCCCAGUAGCAAUGCCGGCCGCCUGAGCUUCACACCAUGUAUACAUACUGCUGCCUGGCGCCUGGGCAGGACGUCUGGCCUCUGCUGCAGCACCUCACCUACACCUACCUGCCCGCCCCUCCGCUGCUGCCCCCCAUUCAGGCCCACAACUUCUGCAGCCGGCCCCCGAGCCUGAGCGCGGGCGAGUGGGCGGCUCCGAGGGAAUACCACUGCUUCCACGCCACAGGCGCGACGCUAGUGAUCACGCCGCCCUUGUGGGCCUUCCCGCAGGCCUACGCUGCGGCCCUGCAACCACCGUUCCCAGCGCCCGGCUACCCAGGGCCGUCGCUUCAGAAGCCCGCAGAUGCGGGGCUGGCGGCGGUCGAGAGCGGGACGCAGUGGCCGGAAGGCAGCAGCCUGCACGCUGAGCUGCACUGGGGCCGCGUGGAACGUACGCUCCCGCCGGGCCUCGAUCUGCCGGACUUCGUGCGCCGGGAGUUGCGACGAGCGUACGGCACGUACCCACGCACCGACGUGCGCGUCACCUAUCGCGGCGGCGAGUUCCUGCUGCAGGGUGCACCGCGCGUGCGCGAGCCCGAGUACCGUACGGAGAGGCGAGUGCUGCGCCGGCCAGCCAGCAGCUGCAGCGGCUACAGCAUCCCCGCGGGGGAAGCGGCGGAGCGCGGCCGCCGGAAGAAGAGGAAAAACUUGAGCUGAGGGCGCCGCGAGGCCCGGCGGCCGGCCAGGGUCCAGACCCUUGAAGUCUCUCAACUUACCCCAUCUCGGGACUUCCCUGGUGGCUCAGUGGUUAAGAAUCCGCCUGCCAAUGUAGGGGACGUGGGUUUGAGCCCUAGUCCGGGAAGAUCCCACAUGCCGCGCAGCAACUAAGCCCAUGCGCCACUACUACUGAGCCUGCGCUCUAGAGCCCGCGAGCCACAACUACUGAGCCUGCAAGCCACAACUACUGAAGCCCGCGUGCUCUAGGGCCCACGUGCCGCAGCUACUGAGUCCGCAUGCCUAGAGCCCGUGCUCCGCAACAAGAGAAGUCACUGCAAUGAGAAGCCCGCCCGCGCACCGCAACGUGAAGAGUAGACCCCGCUCACCGCAACUAGAGAAAGAUCGCACGCAGCAACGAAGACCCAACACAGCCAAAAUUAAUUAAUUAAUUUUUAAAAAAGAACUAAGUACACAUCCCCCAAAAUUCCAUUCACAGGAAUUUAAAAACAAAAAAAACACUUCCCCAUCUCUGAGAAUCCGCAUUGCUCACAUUCUUCCCCCAAGUCUUCCACAUAUGCCCUGGAAAUGCCCAGAGACUGCAAACAGUAUACCCCUAUCCCCCAGCCCCAGUGAGGGAGGAGGCCCCCAAUUACAGGCUUUUUGAAGGAAGUGCUGCCACUCAGCUCAGUCCAACAUGCCAGUCCUUCCAAACCCCAGUGCUUGCUCCAGCCCUAAGGAUGUAAAGAAGCCCUGCAGGGAGCCUAGAUGCUUCUUUCUUUGUUCUUUCUUUGUUCUUUUCUUUGAACUUAACCCUUAGAACUCAUAAAACAUCUGGGCUGCCAGGGACUUUACUGUUCACCUGACCUUAUGCUGGGAAACCGAGGCCAGAGAGAAGGAGUGACUCACCCAAUAUCACACAGUAGGUGGGAAUCCAGAGCGUCUAGAUCCCAGCAGGGCUUGGGCUACCAAACUCAUCUUGGUGGCCUUCUCCUCCUGGCCUUGCCCCAGCUUUACCCAACCCUGGCAUCUGGUCUAGAGCCCUUUGCUCAAUAAACCCUGACUGACCAAUUUUAAACCCUGUCCUACCUCCCAGCUGGGUAGCUCACAUCCUACUGAAGGGAGGAUAAUAAGAAUCAUAACAGGGAGUUCCCUGGUGGCCCAGUGGUUAGGAUUUGGUGCUUUCACAGUGGAGGCCCAGGUUCGAUCCCUGGCCAGGGAACCAUCCCGCAUGCCAUGUGACAUGGCAUAGCCAAAAUACACACACACACACACAAAAGAAAAAAGAAUCAUAGCAAUCUCACACACUUAACUCAGAACUUACUAUGUGCAGGCACUGUGCUAGAGCCCUGUACAAAAACUAUCAUUUAAUCUUCACAAAAACCUUGAUGUGGAUAUAAUUAUUAUUCCCAUUUAUAGAUUAGGAAACUGAGGCCGAUAGAAGUUAACAACUUACCCAAGGGUACACACAGAGAAUACACCUGGGAAAUCUGACUGUAGCCUUAACAUCUAGGCCAAACUGCCUCUUCAUACAUGAGACACACUCAGCAAAAUACAAGGAACGUUUAUUGAACAGCCACUCUGUGUAGGACACAGGACUAGACACUCUGGGGCUCGUGAAUCAAGCCCCACUGGAAGCGGAGUGCGGAGGAUUUGUAGGAGAUCGUAUGCAUCAUUGAGGGGUUGAAGAAGAUUCUUGUAAGAGGCAUCUGAGAGAGGCUUUGAAGGAUGUAUAGGAUUCCAACAGAUAGCGAUGGAAUGGAGGUGUCCCAGGGAGAACUGAGGAGGGAUCAGCAUGAAUAAAAGCAUGCAGCGGGAGCAGGAAGUAGCAGGGUUUCAUUGGAGGACAGGUUAUAACCAGGGAGCAAUGGAAGAUCAGGCUUGAAAGCUAAGUGGAGGCCAUACUUUGAAAGACUUUAAUGGCAAGGUGAGGAGUUUUGGGGAGCCAUUGAAGUCUUUGACAAGAAGAGUAACUCGAAGUUAUUAAAAGUUCUGGCAGGUGGCAGCACCUGGCUGGGACGCUGUGAGUCUGAGAUAGCAGGUCCCCCAUGACCUCAGUAUUGACAGUACAGCACAGCCAGGCACCAGAACUGAGUCCCCAGGGCAUUUGCUAGAGCUCACAGCCUAUGGAAUUCAGUUCUCAGAGCCAGAUGGCCAAAGUUCUCUUAGCCUUGAUGCUGCUC
This is a messenger RNA of Lagenorhynchus albirostris (white-beaked dolphin), 3317 nucleotides long. It is a transcript of the gene C16H10orf95, whose product is annotated as chromosome 16 C10orf95 homolog. The transcript is spliced from 2 exons. Lineage: Eukaryota; Metazoa; Chordata; Mammalia; Artiodactyla; Delphinidae. The record is from RefSeq and is a predicted model, not a curated record. The coding region runs from base 478 to 1137 and encodes 219 amino acids.